Messenger RNA from Vigna unguiculata (cowpea), 1623 nucleotides. Its product is annotated as putative disease resistance RPP13-like protein 1. The record is from RefSeq and is a predicted model, not a curated record. Lineage: Eukaryota; Viridiplantae; Streptophyta; Magnoliopsida; Fabales; Fabaceae.
AUGGCAGAAGGUUUGUUGAGUUGCUGCCAAAUAAAUAUGAGUGAAGAAGAGUUAGGCACUGAGUUCUUCAAUGAUCUGGUAGCAAGGUCAUUUUUCCAACAAUCAAGACACUGUGCUUCGUGCUUCACUAUGCAUGAUCUUCUUAAUGAUUUAGCAAAAUCUGUCUCAGGAGAAUUUUGUUCACAAAUAAGUGACAGUUUGGAGAUAAAUAUAACCAAGAGAACACGCCACCUUUCAUGGUCUCGCAAAAUUAACAUUGAUGAUAAAUUCUUUGAGCAUGUUAGUAAGUGUAACAUAUUACGUUUUAUGGCAUUCAGAUGGGAAUUUGGCAGAGGAGGCUUGAUCAACACUGAUAAACAACGUGUUCUAUUCUCUACAUUGAAAUAUUUACAUGUGUUAUCCUUCAAUGAUUGUCUUCUCACUAAGUUAGUUGAUGAUAUAGGCAAUUUAAAGCUUUUGCGUUAUUUAGACAUUUCGUACACUAAGAUUAAAACAUUGCCUGAUUCCAUUUGUAGGCUGCAUAAUUUGCAAACACUGUUACUAUUAUGGUGCUAUCAUUUGGCCGAGCUUCCCUUAGAUUGGAACAAACUUGUCAACUUGCGCCAUCUUGAUAUGCGUAUGAGUGGAAUAAAAAAGAUGCCAAACCACAUAGGAAGGUUGAAACAUCUUCGGACACUGACUAGUUUUUCUAUCGGGAAACAUGAUGUUAAUGAAUUGGGAAAUCUCAGCAAUCUUCAAGGAACACUUUCAAUUUUUCGGUUAGAAAAUGUCACAGAUCCUGCGGAUGCUGUGGAAGCUAAUCUGAAAGGUAAAAAGCAUUUAGACGGUUUAGUAUUGAAUUGGGGUGACAAAUUUGGAAGGUGCAAUGAAAACGAGGACUCAAUAUUAGAAAGACAGGUGUUGGAGGCUCUUCAACCAAAUGGGAACUUGAAAAAGCUUUCUAUUUUACGUUAUGAUGGAACUAGCUUUCCAAGAUGGUUUGGUGCAUCUCAUUUGCCCAAUUUAGUGUCCAUUGCACUGACUGAAAGCAAAUUCUGCUUUGUCUUGCCAUCAUUUGGGCAGCUUCCCUUUCUAAAGGAGCUUUCCAUAUCAUGCUUUUAUGGAAUAGAGGCCAUUGGUCCUGAGUUCUGUGGUAAUGAUUCCUCCAAUAUUCCUUUCAGAUCUCUUGAAAUAUUGAAAUUUGAGGAAAUGAGUGCAUGGAAAGAAUGGUGCAGUUUUGAAGGUCACAGUGAAGAAGGCCAAGGUUUGUCAUGUCUCAAAGAGCUUUCUGUGAGACGUUGCCCAUGGUUGAGAAGGGACCUGCCUCAACACCUUCCUUCUCUACAGAAAUUGGAAAUUUGUGAUUGCCAACACUUAGAGGAUUCAAUUCCCAAGGCUGCAAGUAUUCAUGAGAUAAAGUUGUGUUUGUGUGAAAAACUUUUCCUGAAAGAUUUGCCAUCCAGCUUGAAAAAGGCCACAAUGUAUGGAACUUGCAUCAUUGAGUCCACCCUCCACCAAAUUCUUGUCAACAAUCCCUUCCUUGAAGAGAUGAAAAUCCACAACUUUCAUGGUCCAAAUAAAAAAUGGUCCUCUUUGGAUUUGCGCAUACAUGAUUCUCUUGUCACUCUCUCUAUAACAAGCUAA